Messenger RNA from Diachasma alloeum, 4201 nucleotides. RefSeq names its product ATP-binding cassette sub-family D member 3 (gene Pmp70). Gene Ontology annotation, cellular component: peroxisomal membrane. Bases 195 to 2171 code for a protein of 658 amino acids. Lineage: Eukaryota; Metazoa; Arthropoda; Insecta; Hymenoptera; Braconidae. The transcript is spliced from 12 exons. The record is from RefSeq and is a predicted model, not a curated record. Gene Ontology annotation, molecular function: long-chain fatty acid transmembrane transporter activity; ABC-type transporter activity; ATP binding. Gene Ontology annotation, biological process: peroxisome organization; very long-chain fatty acid catabolic process; fatty acid beta-oxidation.
CUCGUGCAGUAGUGGUAGUCGGACGGUGCUACACCUUUGUAGCUGUUUGUAGCACAACAGUGAAGAUAACACGCGUUGUCACUGGAUAACGUGGGAAAGUGUAGUGUACCUACUUGUGCAUAGUAACAAAAUUAAAAUUAAUAACUUUUUUAUUAAUGUGUUGUAUUUAUUGAGUAAAUCGUUGUUGUGGAGUCAUGGCACCUGUUUUGAGUAAAUACGUAACGAGGAAAACUGCGGCUGGAGCAUUUGCAUUGAGUGCACUGAUCUGGCUGCUGAAGAGGAAACGGAAUAAAAGGACUACCAAAGCGAGGGUUUUGUGGCCAGCGAAUGAUGUGCAGUACGUCAUUAAUGAGCAAGGAAAACCAAAGGGCCCGAAGGCUCACGUCGAUGCAGCCUUCUUCCGCCAGCUCUAUCGACUGUUGGUUAUUGGAGUACCUGGUGCACUGUCCCCAGAGGCAGGAUUUGUGCUGCUCAUCGCGGGGUCACUGAUCGGGAGAUCACUCUGUGAUUUGUGGAUGAUUAGGACUACUACGCUUAUUGAAGGUGCAAUUGUCAAUAUGGACGGGAAGGGCUUCAAAAAACUAUUGUUAACAUUUUUAGCGGCACUACCAGUAAUAUCAGUCGUGAAUAAUUUACUUAAAUACGGAAUUGGGGAGAUGAAGCUGAGGAUGAGAACGAAUAUAACUCGAUAUCUACUAGAGCAGUAUCUCAAGGGAUUCACCUACUACAAAAUGACGAAUUUGGACACACGUAUUGCGAAUCCAGAUCAGCUGCUGACUACUGAUAUUGAUAAAUUCUGCGACAGCUGUACUGAUCUCUACAGUAAUAUUGCCAAACCAAUUCUCGAUAUUGGAAUUUAUGUCUACAGAUUGACGUCUUCUUUGGGUGGACAGACACCUACAAUGAUGCUGGGAUACCUAGUAGUAGCAGGUACCUUCCUCACACACCUGCGAAGGCCCAUCGGCUCCAUGACGGCGAAGGAGCAGAGACUGGAGGGCGAAUACCGUCACAUUAAUUCACGAUUGAUAACGAAUUCAGAGGAGAUAGCGUUCUACCGAGGGAAUAAUCGGGAGAAAUUGACGCUUUUCGCUAGCUUCCAUAAAUUAAUUAAGCACCUGCGUGGGCUCUUGGAAUUCAAAGUGGCGAUGGGUGUCGUUGACAAUUUCAUUGGAAAAUACGUAGCAACUGUUGUUGGAUUUUACUCCGUAAGCAUUCCAUUCUUCCGAAAGGAUCACCCAAUGCUCACAGGCACUUCCCAACAUCGUUUCAAGCACUACUACGAGAAUGGCAGAAUGCUGGUGAAAUUGGCUGAAGCCAUUGGUCGUCUCGUGCUUGCUGGACGAGAAAUGACACGACUGGCUGGUUUCACAGCGCGUGUCACAGAAAUAAGGAGUGUUCUACAGGACCUCAAUGAGGGAAAAUACCAAAGGACAAUGGUGGCUGACGGGAAGAAUGAUUCUGUUGGUAAACCCGGCUCUGGGAGAAUAGUCGCCAAGGAUAAUAUCAUCAGAUUUGAACAUGUGCCACUGAUAACGCCCAAUGGGGACGUUCUCAUCAAAGAUUUGAGCUUUGAAGUCAAGUCGGGGAUAAAUGUGUUGGUCUGUGGGCCAAAUGGGUGUGGAAAGAGCUCGUUAUUCCGUAUUCUGGGCGAGCUCUGGCCGGUGUGGGGUGGUACAGUCACCAAGCCCCCCAGUGGUAAACUCUUCUACAUUCCACAAAGACCCUACAUGACGUUAGGAACCCUCCGAGACCAGGUGAUCUACCCCCACACCCAAGCAGAGAUGCUGAGACGUGGAAACGCGAAGGACGAAGAUCUCCAGAAAUACCUGGACCUCGUUCAGCUCGGACAUCUGUUGGAACGCGAGGAUGGAUGGGAUACGGUUGCUGAUUGGAUGGACGUUCUGUCUGGAGGCGAGAAACAACGAAUAGCUAUGGCAAGAUUAUUCUACCACAAGCCCCAAUUUGCAAUUCUCGACGAGUGCACGAGCGCAGUCAGUAUGGACGUCGAGGACUCCAUGUACUCCUACUGUCGACAAGCUAAUAUCACACUCUUCACGGUCUCCCACAGACGAUCAUUAUGGAAACAUCACGAGUACUAUCUGUUGAUGGAUGGCAGGGGAUCCUACGAUUUCGAACCAAUCAAGCCAGACACCGAAGAAUUUGGAUCAUGAAUUAUCGUGUCCCUCGUGCCCGAUGGCUAGUAGCAAAUGUGUACAGGUGCGGUUGAAAUUCAGAAUGAGAAAAUACAAAGUAGGUCCAAUCGAGUAGAAAAUAGUCAUGAAAUUGUCGGGAAACCCACUGUGCUCUUUCCACCGAGUCAUUGGUAAGAACAAGAGAAUAAACAAGGGAAUUUGGUGAUUGUGUGGAGUGAGGGGAAAUCUUGCGGAGAAUUUCAUGAUUUUUGCGAGAAUUUUUCCAACAGCUUCAGUCCAGAAACUUUUUAACAUCCUUUCAGCGAAGAAUUCAUCAAUUUAUUGGACGAAAUUUUGUUUUUAACAUCGAAUAUAUUAAAAAGUAUUGAAUUAAUCUUCAUGAUGAUGUCUAGAAACACGGGGAUUUUUAAUUCUUCAUUUCGAAUAUUUUUGAGUUAUCAUACAUGUGAAUGGAAUCACGCAUAACAAUUGAUCGAAUCAGAAGACAUUUUGAAAAUUUUAUUUCGAGAAUUCUAUCCAUUUUAUAAUCUGCUAUUUUUUUCGCUGUCGAUUGAUCAUUUUUUCAGUUAUGAAGAAGUGAAUGAGCAUAAUGAGCUCAAUUUCACUUGAAGAGAAUAAAAAAAAAUAUCUUGAAGUUCAGAGGACACGAAAAAUUUCUGUAAAAACAUCUUUUGGAAAGAGUUUAAAUCACGAUAGGAGUUUUUAUCAAAAUUUUGCCAGUUUUUUAAAUGUUUGGGAUAUCUAUUGAAAACUCAUAUUCAAGUCAAGUUUAUUCCUCAGAUUUCCCUAUCCCAUUGCUUAUUUUCCAAAUAGAAAAUGUAAUAAGGGAAUAUUUGCCUUGAAUUACAUGAUUUUUGUGAGAAUUUUUGUAGUAGCAUCAGUCCAGAAUCCUUUCAUCGAGGUAUUCAUCAAUUUAUUGGACGAAAUUUUGUUUCUAACAUCGAAUAUAUUAAAAAGUAUUGAAUUAAUCUUCAUGAUGAUGUCUAGAAACGCGGGAAUUUUGAAUUCUUUACUUCGAACAUUUCUGAAUUAUCAUCCAUAUGAAUAGACUCCCCCCCAAUAAUUGAUUGAAUCACAAGUCAUUUUGAAAUUCUUCAUUUGAGACUUCUAUCAAUUUUAUAAUCUACCAUUUUUUUUUUCUAUCGAUUGAUCAUUUUCCAUUUCCGAAGACGUGAAUCAGCAUAAUAAACUCAGUUUCACUUGAAGAUAAUCUUUUGAAAACUAUCUCGAAGUCCAGAAGCCAGACAUAUUUUGGUAAAUGCAACAAGGACUUCUGCAUGACUGCACUGCAUCAUUUUUUAUUCAUUUUCAUUCAAUCAUCGCCACACGAGCACAAAAAACUAGAAUAUCUUUUGUUCCACCAAAUUGAUGCAUCAGUUGAUUCUGUGACUCCACACAAUCGAAAAAUUCCCCGAUGAAAUCAGCACGAAUUGUCGCGGUGAGACAUGAAAAUCUAGACAUUGACAAAUUUCUACAAUCAAAUUUUUUUAUUCUCCUUCUCACCUUUCUCCUCAUUCUAAACUAUAAUAAAAUUCAUGAAAUUCGCACAUUAUCUAGGAUUGAUAGACAACAAAUCGGUCGAACAUUCGGAGCAACAAUUAAACUAAAAUCCAAGUAUUGUAAAUUAAAAGUUUCUACAUAAUACCAAUAAAAUGUUUCCUCCAAUAGUUUUUACAUAAUGAUUUUGGGACGAAUGGAUUGUCGCAUUCAUUUCCAUUUCGAGUGAAGCCGUAAGGAUAGGAUAGACGAUUGAAAUAUACAAAUAAUAGAUCGGUAUAAACUAGCAUUUCUAUGUGUUUUUUUAGAACGUAUUGAAUCAAUUAAUGAAAGUGCCACAAAUUACGAAGACAAAAAUUAUCAUUAUGGAUUAAUAUAAUAAAAGUUAUUGUAUUUCUUGUGACAAAUUGCCGAAUGGUCUGAGGGACUGAACAAGCACGUGAUAAUUAUUGUAAUUUAGUUUAUAAACUGGGUGAGAAAGUCUAUGGGAAUAUUAAGGUUAUAUCAGAUUGCUGGACAAUAAGAAAUAAAGAAAUUAUACCAAAAAAUAA